AUGGCACCACCGUCGCCCUCAUACACUAAGGUCAUCCACUCCGCCACCUAUGAUGGCAUCAAUCCGACUCAGCCCGGCCUCUCCUCUGCGGGCAAGGUUGUGUUGAUCACUGGCGCAUCUGGCGGCAUCGGCCGGGCCACAGCCUUAUCCUUUGCUGCAUCAGGCCCCCGAGCCCUCAUCCUCCUCGGUCGACGCGCCGACGCCUUAGCAGAAACUGCCAACAUUGUACAUGUCAGGCAUGCAGAGGUGCUUAUCCAAACUUACGAGGCUGAGCUAUGUGAUGCUGCGAGUGUCCGAAAUGCUAUGGAUAAGGUGGCUGCCGAGUUUGGCGGCAUCGAUAUUGUUAUCCACUGCGCUGGCGUGCUAGCCCCCGUUGUUCCACUUCUGGAUGCCGACUCGGCUACUUUUCUGGACGGCUAUAAGACUACCGUCGUCGGUUCGUUGGUGACCGCACAGGCUCUAGUCUUGGCAAACAAGAACGUAAGCCCCGACGAGGAUAAACCAGUCACAUUGGUCAAUCUUACGACAGCGGGUAUCAUAUUUCCCCUGUUCCCCGGCAUGGGCGCCUAUGUGAGUAGUAAGAUGGCCGCUGUCAAGAUCCUACAGUCCUUCGCUGUCAAGAACCCGCAAGUACGGCUUCACAAUGUUCAUCCCGGAUUCCUCCAAACAGCUAUGUCUGCUAAGCUGUCAGAGUCAAUCAAAUUACCGUUCGCCUUUGAUGAUAUCUCCCUUCCCGCAGACUUCCUUGUCUGGAUUGUAUCCCUCGAUGCAGAAUUCCUUAAGAACAAGAUAGUCUUCGCUUCCUGGGAUAUUGAGGAGCUCAAGGCUCGUAAGGAGGAGAUUGUCGGUGGCCCGUCGGGCACUGGUGAGCUCUGGCUCGGCUACCAAGGAUUUCCGCGAUUUGUGGGCGGCCAGCCUUUGCCAGGCACUCAGUAG
This is a messenger RNA of Penicillium expansum, 936 nucleotides long. Its product is annotated as SDR family NAD(P)-dependent oxidoreductase. The transcript is spliced from 2 exons. Lineage: Eukaryota; Fungi; Ascomycota; Eurotiomycetes; Eurotiales; Aspergillaceae. Gene Ontology annotation, cellular component: cytosol. The record is from RefSeq and is a predicted model, not a curated record. Gene Ontology annotation, molecular function: oxidoreductase activity. Bases 1 to 936 code for a protein of 311 amino acids.